Molecule: messenger RNA, 2296 nt
Organism: Trichoplusia ni (cabbage looper)
Lineage: Eukaryota; Metazoa; Arthropoda; Insecta; Lepidoptera; Noctuidae
Gene: Pgm1
Product: phosphoglucomutase
Exons: 10
Coding region: 131-1810 (559 amino acids)
Biological process (GO): carbohydrate metabolic process
Cellular component (GO): cytosol
Molecular function (GO): magnesium ion binding; phosphoglucomutase activity
Source: RefSeq, a predicted model, not a curated record
CAAUAGUUUUGUAAUAACUUUGCGCGAUCUUCGUGACCUUACAAACUCCGAUAAUAAAUGUUAUUUUAUUAGAACAGAGCGCCCAGAUAGCUCGUUUCGUUAGCUAGAACAUUCUUUAAUUUAUAAAAAAAUGCCUGGUGUCGUUACGGUUAACACUAACCCCUACGAGGGUCAAAAGCCGGGUACAAGUGGUUUACGUAAAAAAGUUAAAGUUUUUGUUCAAGAAAACUAUACGGAGAAUUUUAUACAAGCUAUUUUAGAUUCAAAUAAGGACUCCUUGGCUGGGAGCACGUUAGUUGUUGGCGGGGACGGCCGGUAUCUAGUGAAGGAGACUGUCGACAAAAUUAUUAAGAUCUCGGCUGCCAAUGGGGUGGGAAAACUGCUAGUUGGUCAAAAUGGUAUCCUGUCAACUCCUGCCGUGUCAUGCCUCAUCAGGAAAUACAAGGCUCUGGGUGGCAUCGUCCUCACCGCCUCCCACAACCCUGGCGGUAUCGACAAUGACUUCGGCAUCAAGUUCAACUGCGCCAACGGUGGCCCCGCGCCAGACGCCAACACCAACCAGAUAUACGCGAUCACGACGACCAUCAACCAGUACAAAAUAGUACCGGAUAUUGUGUGCGAUAUUACUAAACUUGGAGUCAGUAAUUAUGAGGUUGGUGGCAACAAAUUCACAGUAGAAGUCAUAGACUCAGUGAACGACUAUGUGGCUUACAUGAAGGAGAUCUUCGAUUUCGCGCAGAUCAAAACUCUCAUCCAGGGAUCCGGACAGAGGAAACCCUUCAACGUCCUCAUUGACUCUAUGAAUGGAGUGACGGGUCCCUACGUAAAGCGCAUAUUUAUUGACGAGCUGGGAGCUAAAGAAGCCAACGUCCGUCGCAUCAUACCGCUGGAGGACUUCGGCGGCGCCCAUCCGGAUCCAAACCUCACGUACGCCGCUGACCUUGUGAACGCGGUGAAGGCGGGGGACUACGACUUCGGAGCUGCUUUUGAUGGUGACGGUGACAGGAACAUGAUAAUCGGUAGAGGCGCGUUCUUCGUGACCCCCUCCGACUCGCUGGCUGUCCUCGCGAACCACCUCCACCACAUCCCCUACUUCCAGCGCACCGGCGUGAAGGGCUUCGCCCGCAGUAUGCCCACCGCUGCGGCAGUGGACAGGGUCGCCGCUGCUACGGGCAAUGAGAUGUUUGAAGUGCCUACUGGUUGGAAAUACUUUGGCAACUUAAUGGACGCGGGCAGACUCUCACUCUGCGGUGAGGAAAGCUUCGGCACCGGGUCUGAUCACAUCAGAGAGAAGGACGGUCUGUGGGCGGCGCUGGCGUGGCUCUCCGUACUGGCCGCCAAGGGACAAGGCGUCGAGGACAUUCUCAAGGCUCACUGGGCGCAGUUCGGCAGGAACUACUUUACCAGGUACGAUUACGAGGAGUGCGCCAGCGACCCCUGUAACGAGAUGAUGCAGGUGUUGGAGAAGACCAUCACCUCUCCCGGCUUCGUGGGAUCCUCCCACUCCAGCGGGGACAAGACCUACGUCGUCAAAGAAGCCGACAACUUCUCUUACAUGGACCCCAUCGACCAGAGUGUUGCUAUGAAACAGGGUCUUCGCAUCAUCUUCGAGGACGGCUCCCGUAUCGUGCUGCGACUGAGUGGUACCGGCAGUUCUGGGGCCACAGUCAGGUUAUACAUAGACUCGUACGAGGCUAAGAACGUGUUGGGCGAUGCUCAGGUGAUGUUGAAGCCGCUCAUAGAUGUCGCUCUGCAGUUGUCCCGGCUUCAACACUACACCGGCCGGGACGCGCCCACCGUCAUCACGUAAUAUAUAGGUACCAGGUAGGUAUAUAGGUACCAGUACAUAGGUAUAUACUAAGUAAAGGCUAUUGUUGUUUAAGAUUAAUAUAAAGUCAAUUUUAAAUAGAUUGCGGUCAUUUUUUAUAUCGCUGACAUAUGUCAGUGUAAAAAAGGCGGUUUUUUUUUUUUUUACAUUUACCUGUAAGGUCAACUUUUGUAUUGAAUUUUCUUUUUCGGAUUUUCUUUUUUUUUGUUGAUCGAUGAAAGUUUCAUAGUUUUUUUUUUUGGUUGUGUUGUGAAAUUAAUCGCUACUGUGUUUCAUUGAUGUUAAUUGUAAUAAAAGAACGAAACUUGGUUAUAAUGUUUUUUAUUGAAAUGUAUUUUGAUACAAGUGUUUGAUAAAUUGAUAUUUUUAUUUAAUGUUAAGUUUAAUUGGGUGGCUAAAAUCGAUUAAUAUAAAGAGAGAUUGUUGUAAAAAUAAAAUGUCUAAAUAAUUAAGGAAAGACAGGUUUCA